AUGGUCGCCAUACAAGGCCGCCGGUAUAUAAUCCCGGGCCUCAUCCUUACCGCCCUCGCUGUUGUCCUUCUCUGUUUCAACAAAUUCAAGCAAUACCAACAGGGCAAAAAAGAUCCCGCAAAAGAAGCCAAGCCGCCCGGUCCAAAAUACCUACCCGCGCCCGAAUACGUCCCUCCUCCCGUGGUCGACCCCUUCAUAUCCCUCGCGACAUCGCCGCCGCCCUCUAUUCCCAGGUGGAACGUCCCCGAGAAGAAUCUACACAAAAAGUACCAACUCCCGUAUGCGCCGCCGCUAUUCAUCGGCUUCACGCGCGGGUGGCCGCUCCUCGUUCAAGCCGUCGUGUCCUACAUCACGGCAGGCUGGCCCGCGUCGCAAAUCUACGUGAUUGAAAACACGGGCACGCAGUGGGCAAACCCCCGGGGCCGGCUCUCGCUCCAGAACCCCUUCUACCUCAACUACAAGAGCUUGAAGAGCCUAGGCGUCAACAUUAUCCAGACGCCCGUGCUUUUGAAUUUUGCCCAACUGCAAAAUUACUACAUGCAUCUUUCGCAGGAGCGCGAGUGGCCGUACUACUUCUGGUCCCACAUGGACGUGAUUGUCUCCUCGCACGAAGGCGGCCACAACGGGCUGCCGAAAGCAGGCGAGCACGGCUACAGAACCAUUUACGAAAGCUGCCUCGCCGAGCUCAACACCACGCUGCACUCGGGGGAGCGCUGGGGAACGCGGUUCUUCGCCUACGACCACCUCACGCUCGUCAACCGCGCGGCGUACGAGGAGGUCGGCGGGUGGGACACGUAUAUCCCGUACUACAUCACCGACUGCGACAUGCACCAGCGCCUGCUGAUGCACAACUGGACCCUGGACGCGAGGGACGUCGGCGUCAUCAGCGACGUCAACACCGUUCUGAAAGAUUUGCGCGCGCUGUACCGCGAGCCGGCCGCCGAGCUGGACUAUCGGGAUCCGAAUCCUCCGGAGAAGACGGCCCCGGCGGCAGAGCAGGACGGGAAGGACUCGAGGGGCGGGGAGCCCGCUCGCGAAGGGGGGGAUCCCGAGCACGUCGAGUACUGGCGCAGGCUGCAGGCGGUGGUGGACAGGAUGGUGGAAUAUAAAAAGGGCGACCGGGGGCGAAACACGUGGCAGCCGUCGCAGAGGGGCGGCGAGGGCGAGCCGUUUUAUUAUUCUUCGCGCGGGGUGCAGAGGGCGUUUGAUAUGCUGACGGCCGUUGGGGGGCAGAUAUAUGAGGAAAAAUGGGGGCAUAAGGACUGCGCGUUGAUCGAGGGGGGUAAGCUGAAGCUAGAAGACCAGUGGCGGGUGGCCCAUGAUUGGGAUUAG
Metarhizium robertsii ARSEF 23 is the source of this 1332-nucleotide messenger RNA. RefSeq lists its product as uncharacterized. The record is from RefSeq and is a predicted model, not a curated record. NCBI's taxonomy places the organism in Eukaryota, Fungi, Ascomycota, Sordariomycetes, Hypocreales, Clavicipitaceae. The coding region runs from base 1 to 1332 and encodes 443 amino acids. The transcript is spliced from 2 exons.